GUUUGUAUGAGAGCUGAGAUAUAUGGAGUAAAACUCCAGUCAGCCUCUAAAGUAAACUACGCCUACCAUAAAACAGCAACACAGUCCAGUACUUAUCCGGGUGGACCACCUGAUCAUGCAGUUGAUGGGAUUCCUAAUCCAAGCUUUAAUGGUAAAAGCUGCACCCACACCCAGCAUGAUUACGGAGCCUGGUGGAUGGUUGAUCUUGGUCAGGGUAUACCUGUGUAUGAGGUGUUUAUUGUUAAUAGGGCCUCUAACUCCGAGAGACUGCACGACUUUCUAAUUCUUAUUGGUAAAUAA
Messenger RNA from Actinia tenebrosa (Australian red waratah sea anemone), 300 nucleotides. RefSeq lists its product as uncharacterized. The record is from RefSeq and is a predicted model, not a curated record. Gene Ontology annotation, molecular function: protein binding; protein tyrosine phosphatase activity. Gene Ontology annotation, biological process: protein dephosphorylation. NCBI's taxonomy places the organism in Eukaryota, Metazoa, Cnidaria, Anthozoa, Actiniaria, Actiniidae.